Messenger RNA from Carassius carassius (crucian carp), 1258 nucleotides. RefSeq names its product THAP domain-containing protein 2-like. Gene Ontology annotation, molecular function: sequence-specific DNA binding. The coding region runs from base 43 to 726 and encodes 227 amino acids. The transcript has 2 exons. The record is from RefSeq and is a predicted model, not a curated record. NCBI's taxonomy places the organism in Eukaryota, Metazoa, Chordata, Actinopteri, Cypriniformes, Cyprinidae.
AGAACUUUCUGUUUUCAUAGCGGGCCGCGGCAGAUACGAAAAAUGGCAGAAUCGAAGAGUCGCUGUUUCUGUUGUGUUCCAGGCUGUUCGUCUUCCAACCAAAAACAGCCCUACCUUUCAUUUCAUUCUUUUCCUGUGGAUCCAAACCUGAAACCCAAAUGGAUACAGGUGAUCCGAAGAGAGGAAAGGCAUAGUUUUAAUGUAAAAACAGGUAGCACCUAUGUCUGCAGCCGGCACUUCGCUCCGGAUGAUUACAGUGGUGGCUGCGUUUCUCGUCGCAUGAAGAGUGGUGUUGUCCCAAGCCUAUUCCCUUGGAACAACUUUACUGCUCCUUUGAGAAGGGAGUCAGUAUAUGACAGAACCUUCAAACGUCAGUCUAUACAGCUAUGCUGUGAAGAUAGCGACAUGUUGGCUAAGGCAGUAAGGAUGGAUCAUGACUACGUGACACACCCACCUGCAGGUGCUCUGGAUGAGGCUUUGGAUUACAUCCAUGACUUAGAAGCCAAGUUGCAAAACACUGGUCUACCAACCCUACUCUCUUCAGCCGAUACUGUUCAUCGGACAACCAAAUACGUUUCUACACCAAAUUUCCAUCCGAGAGUGUUUUUACUAUUUUUUGGGAGUCGAUUGCACCAUCUGCACUUAGACUGGUAUACGGGACCAAAGCACAGAGGGCAGGUGAGGAAGGCUGCGAAGAUCCCAGCCCACCACGCAUCAUGCCAUUAAUAGAUGAGUUCUUGAUGUACUCCAUGCGGGUUGCUGUUGGCAUGAAGGAGCAGCUCAUUGCUGACAUGUUUAAUGUGAGCAUUGCCAGGGUUAGCAGGGUUAGCAUCACCUGGGCCAAUUAUCUUUUUAUGAUGCUGAGCUCACUACCCAUCUGGAUAAGCAGGGAAAAGGUUAAGUCCACUAUGCCCCUUAAAUUCCAGAGGUGCUGUCCCAAUGGCAGAGUGAUACUGGACUGCACAGAAAUUGCCCUGGAAACAGCCUCAUCCCUGACCUUACAGUCAGAAAGAUUUUCAAGUUACAAAAACAGGACGACAUUGAAAGGGCUAAUUGGAGUUGCUCCCAAUGGUUUGGUGACAUUCAUCUCACCCCUAUACACUGGGUGCAUCUCAGAUAAGGAGAUCAACAGGAUCAGUGGAGUCCUUCCCUUGCUGGAGCCAGGAGACGAUGUCAUGGCGGACAAAGGGUUCCUCAUUCAAGACCUCCUUGCUGACGUUGGAUCUAAGCUCAUCAUUCCACCUUUUAAGCGUUCAGC